Molecule: messenger RNA, 1506 nt
Organism: Yamadazyma jaroonii
Lineage: Eukaryota; Fungi; Ascomycota; Pichiomycetes; Serinales; Debaryomycetaceae
Source: the annotation of a GenBank genome assembly
AUGUUGCGUCCACUCGCAUUGGCAAUUGGGUUAGCUUUAGCUCUGCUGGGGUCUUCUGUCAUUAAAUGUGAUACCUCGAUUCCAGUAGAAAGUUUCAUCAAACACAAAGGUUCUCGGGAUAUUUGGAUAUCUAUUGAUAACAAAGUGUAUGAUGUUUCGGAAUUCUUGAGAUCACAUCCAGGAGGUGCGGAAGCUAUUUUGAAGUAUGCUGGUAGAGAUGCUUCCAAAGCUUUCAAGAAACAACAUGUGGCUUCUAUAUUGGGUUUAUUGCCAAAAUCCGCUUAUAAGGGUGUUCUUGAGGGUUCUUUAGAAGAAGAAUUGAGUGAAGAAGAGAUCUUACUUGAGGAGAUGAAGAAAAAGAAACCGGCAUUGUCCCACAUAUUCAAUGCUAAUGAUUUUGAGUCUGUUGCUAAGCAAAUACUCCCAAAAGAUAUCUACACUUAUUUCGCUACGGGUGCUGAUGAUGAAGCCACUUUAAGAGAAUGUGCCAUGGCAUAUAGUAGGGUUUUUUUCAGACCUAGAGUCUUGCAACAAGUAGAAGAUGUAGAUCUCAGUACCAAUAUGCUUGGAUGUAGUACCGCUUUCCCAUUCUAUAUAACUUCGUUUGCUGGCCAAGCUCAACUUCAUCCAGAAGGUGAGAAGGUCUUGGCUAAGGUUGCCGAUAAGAAUAACAUCAUGUUUAUCAUUCCCAGAUUGGCUACCAAGCCAAUACCUGAGAUCUUGGAGGAGAUUGAUCCUCAAACACCUGUUUGGUGGCAAAUGAGUGCCAACCAUGCAGACCCCAAAUUAGAAAGAGCCUUCGCUGAAGUAGCUAAGUAUGAUCAAAUCAAAGGUAUUUUCAUCUCCACAGACUCGGCUGUUGGAGGUAACAGAGAAAAGGAUUUCAAAGUGAGGCAACAAGUUACUAAUGCUACAUCUGAAUUAAGUGGUUAUGCCGCUAUAGACAAAACUUAUCCUUCUAUCACCUGGGAUGAUAUUAAAAGAUAUAAGACUUUGACUGAUAAGAAGAUCAUUCUUAAAGGUAUUCAGUGUACUGAGGACGUUUUGAAGGCUCUGGAGCUUGGCUUGGAUGGAGUUGUUCUCUCCAAUCAUGGAGGUAGACAAUUAGAUUAUUCACAACCUCCUUUAGAGGUUUUAGUUGAAACUAUGCCCAUUUUACGUCAACAACAAUAUUACGACAAGGAGAAAUUUCAAGUCUUUGUGGAUGGAGGUAUCAGAAGGGGUACUGAUAUAGUCAAAGCCAUUGCUUUGGGAGCUUCUGGAGUGGGUAUGGGUAAAGCUUUUGCCUUCCCGCUCGCCACUUAUGGUGAAGAAGGAGCUCAAAGGUUAGUAGAUCUUCUUAAAAUGGAAUUGAGCAGAGACCUUAAACUUUUGGGUGUUAGUAAGAUAUCCCAGUUGAAUGAAUCAUACGUCAAUACCAAAGGUUUAUACAAUAGAAUUGGUAAUUAUGCGGAUUCAUACUUCAGGAAUUAUGAAAAGCUUCCCGCACCAGUAUUUAUUAAAUAG